AUGUCCUACUCACAGUACUCUGGAAACCCGUAUCAGUCGGGCCCCGCGCAGGAGUCGGCAUACGGCUCCCCAGACCCCUACGCCAGCCCGGAACAACAUGAGAUGCAGAAUAUCAGCCCGGCCCAAAACCCCUACGGAUCCGCCCCUUCCAACGCCCUGUCGCAACAGGACUUCCUGCAGCGCGUCUCACAUGUUCGCAAUGAGAUCCGCUCCCUCACCGCCGACGUCCAGCGCAUCGCCAGCCUUCACCAUGACGCCCUGGUCGGCGCCGACGACACCGCCCAGCGCCGGCUUGACGACCUGGUCGCCUCUACUCAGCUCAAGAACACCAGCAUCCGUGACCAGAUCAGGUCUCUCAAGUCCGAUGUCGAGCGCACCACCGACGGCAGCCAUGGCAUGAAGAAGAGACAGUUCGAGGCCCUGAACGGCGACUUCAAAAAGGAGCUCCAGAACUACAUGCAGGAGGAGCAGCAGUACCGCGACAGGUACCGCGACCAGAUCGCCCGCCAGUACAGGAUCGUCAACCCCGACGCUUCCGAAGACGAGGUGCGCCAAGCCGCCGACGCGGACUGGGGCAACGAGGGCGUCUUCCAGACAGCACUCAAACACAACCGCUCCGGCCAGGCCUCGCAGGUGCUCGGCAACGUGCGCGCGCGCCACAAUGAGCUCCUGCAGAUCGAGCAGUCUAUCAACGAGCUCGCGACCAUGUUCCAGGAUCUCGACACCAUCAUCGUGCAGCAAGAGGCCGUCGUGCAGCACACAGAGGAACAGACCGAGCAGACCAACCAGCACCUGCAGGAGGGCAACAAGCAGGUCGACGUCGGCAUCUCCCACGCCCGCCGCACCCGCAAGCUCAAGUGGUGGUGCGCCCUCGUCGUCCUUCUCAUCUGCCUGGCUAUCGGCCUCGGCGUUGGCCUCGGUGUCACCCUUACACAAAAGCCAAGCAAUAACACGACCCAGUAA
Molecule: messenger RNA, 963 nt
Organism: Diaporthe batatas
Lineage: Eukaryota; Fungi; Ascomycota; Sordariomycetes; Diaporthales; Diaporthaceae
Exons: 3
Coding region: 1-963 (320 amino acids)
Biological process (GO): vesicle fusion; exocytosis; intracellular protein transport
Cellular component (GO): endomembrane system; plasma membrane; SNARE complex
Molecular function (GO): SNARE binding; SNAP receptor activity
Source: RefSeq, a predicted model, not a curated record